CUGAGCAUGUUCGCGCCCAGCCGGCCCCGGGCCGCAACCGCAGCGAAGGCAGCCACCCGAGCUGCCGCGCAUUAUGCAAAGCCGCAGCAGAUGUCAGCGGGGCCAGCCUGGUGCUUGUUGGCUUCUUCUCCCAGCGGCUCGCCCAGCUGCCUGACGUGUCCUGGAGACUCCCCUGGCCCGGGCCAGGGGCUGAGGAGGGCCGAGAUGGCCUGAGUACCCGAGGUACAGCAGCGCAGCGCAGGAUUGCAACAUGGGGAACCAGGAUGGGAAGCUGAAGAGGAGCGCAGGUGAUGCCUUACAUGAAGGCGGUGGCUACGGCGCCGAAGAUGCUGUGGGGCCCAGGGAUGUGGAAGCCACAAAGAAGGGGAGCGGGAGCAAGAAGGCGCUGGGCAAACACAGCAAGGGGGGAGGGGGUAGCGGCGGGGAACCCGGCAAAAAGAAGAGCAAGUCCGACUCCAGAGCCUCGGUGUUUUCCAACCUGCGGAUUAGGAAGAACCUCUCCAAGGGGAAAGGUUCUGGCGGCUCCCGCGAGGAUGUGCUGGACUCCCAGGCCCUACAGACCGGGGAGCUGGACAGCGCUCAUUCCCUGGUCACCAAGACCCCGGACCUUAGCCUGUCCGCUGAUGAGACGGGCCUGUCGGAUACCGAGUGUGCGGACCCUUUUGAGAUUACCCGUCCUGGUGGUCCUAGGCCUGCCGAAGCUGGGUUAGGGGUCCAGGCGGUCGCCGAGGAUUUGGAAAUUGUGGUAGGGGCGCAGGAUGGACAAAGGACCAGUUCGGGCUCAGACACGGACAUCUAUAGCUUCCAUUCGGCUGCGGAGCAAGAGGAUUUGCUCUCAGACAUCCAGCAGGCGAUUCGCCUGCAGCAGCAACAGCAGCAGCAGCAGCUCCAGGACUCUGAGGAGCCUGCAGCGCCCCCCGCUGCCGCCUUCCCUCAGCCCGGGGCCUUCCUGGGCCUCCACGGUUUUCUGCUGGGACCGAGCGGAGGAGCAGGGGAGGCCCGGGGCAGUCCGGACACAGAGCAGGCACUGUCCGCCUUCUCCGACCUUCCUGAAAGCCAGACCACCAAGUCCCGGGAGCCCGAGCAGCCGCCGUCCCCCAAGGGCCUCCUCGCCUCGGAGGCGCCCAGCUUACCGCCGGCCCAGUCGCCAGCCGCAGACUCGCCUUCCUCCACAGCCUUCCCAUUUUCCGAGGCCGGGCCGGAGGAGGGCGCAGUCCCAGCCUCAGUGAGAGAAGCUGAGGACACGGAUGAGGAAGCGGAGGAGGAUGCUUUUGAGGAUGCUCCCCGAGGCUCUCCAGGGGAAGAGUGGAGCGCAGAGGUGGGAGAGGUCACGCAGAGUCUGGGUGAAGAGCCUGAGGAGGAGACGCAAGGGCCCAGUGUCCCCGCAGCAGCCACCUCCCUGCCCGGCAGCCCGGCGCCCAGCCCGCGCUGCUUCAAGCCCUACCCACUCAUUACCCCCUGCUACAUCAAGACCACCACCCGUCAGCUCAGCUCACCCAAUCACUCUCCGUCUCAGUCCCCCAGCCAGAGCCCCAGGAUUAAGAGGCGACUGGAGUCCUCUUUGAGCCGGGGCCCCAGAACCGCCCUGGUCUCAGCAGUCGCCCCAGCCAAGAAGCACCGGACCGAAGGCAGCCUAGCCGGAGGCCUCAGCCGCUCAGCCGACUGGACCCAGGAGCUGGGUGCUGGCGUCCCAGGGACCGGAGGCUCCGCGCACCUGCUGGAGCACCGCGCAGCUGCAAACAGUAGCGGUGGCCUUUCCCCGGCUUUGGCAGCCAAGGCGUCUGGAGCGCCCGGGACUGCGGAUGGCUUCCAGAACGUGUUCACAGGGCGAACUCUGUUGGAGAAGCUGUUCAGCCAGCAGGAGAAGAAGCAGAGAAAUUUUGCUCACGGAUCAUUGCCAUGGGUCUUCUACUUCCUUUUAGUGACUGCUUCAGGGAACCAUGUCAUCAGAAUGCCCAGUCAAGUUCUGCUCCAUUUGAUCAAGAUCAACUUUACACUUGGGCUGCAGUCAGUCAACCCACGCACUCACUGGAUUACACAGAAGGGCAGUUUCCCAGGCGAGCCCCAUCUAUGUGGCCACCAUCAAGACCUCCUGAUGAAGAACACAGCCCCAAGGAUGCAGAAACAGAGGAUGAUAGAGAUAUUGACUGCUUGCUUCCUUUCCAAUCCAGAAUCUCAAUCUGCUAUUUUGGAAACUCUGAAAAAAAGUUCAGAUGCUGCCCAGCAGCUGUUUACCUCUGCAAGCGAACAAUGCAAAAUAAAGCAAGACUAGAACUAGCAGAUUAUGAAGCUGAGAGCCUGGCCCGGUUGCAGAGAGCCUUUGCCCGGAAGUGGGAGUUCGUAUUUAUGCAAGCAGAAGCAUAAGCAAAGUGAGUCCUUAGUGGACAAGAAGAGAGACAAAAUUGAAAGGAAGAUUCUCGAUAGCCAAGAAAGAGCAUUCUGGGAUGUCCACAGACCUGUGCCUGGAUGUGUAAAUACUACUGAAGUGGACAUUAAGAAGUCAUCCAGAAUGAGAAACCCACACAAAACAAGGAAGUCUGUCUAUGGUUUACAAAAUGAUAUUAGAAGUCACAGUCCUACCCACACACCCACACCAGAAACUAAACCUCCAAAAGAAGAUGAGCUGCACCAACAGAUAAAAUAUUGGCAAAUACAGUUAGACAGACAUUGGUUAAAAAUGUCAAAAGUAGCUGAUAGUCUACUAAGUUAUACGGAACAGUAUGUAGAAUAUGACCCAUUUCUUGUGCCACCUGAUCCUUCUAAUCCAUGGCUGUCUGAUGAUACUACUUUCUGGGAACUUGAAGCAAGCAAAGAACCUAGCCAACAGAGGGUAAAACGAUGGGGUUUUGGCAUGGAUGAGGCAUUGAAAGACCCAGUUGGGAGAGAACAGUUCCUUAAAUUUCUUGAGUCAGAAUUCAGCUCAGAAAACUUAAGGAGAUUUAACAGAUACCAAUAACAAACUAUUCAGAAAUAGUAGAACAUUGACAGAUGUCUCUUGGAUGAAACAGAGUGACCAUGAACAGAAUCUGGAGGAGAUGAAUUUUCUAAGUGUGCUCGCCUGCACUUGUUGGGAAACACUUUCCUAUUCUCUUUCAAGUUCAUGGGAGACCUUUCUGGAGGGGCUUUUUUAAGACCUUCAAUUUAGCUACUGUAGUUUUAUUAGGCCUACUAAUAACACUUUGUAUAUCUAAGUCAUAUUACCAGUGAGUGAAGCAAGAAUACAUAAAAAAUAAAGAUAAAAGAAUUUGUUUUGGAAUAAUAGAGAAUGGGAUAGUGGACUCUGCUCUAAGUUUUUGAAAAAAUAAUGACAUUAUAAUUAUUUGUGAUGAGAAAAUAAGUAAUGAGUCUUACCUAGUCACAACACAAAAUAAUGGAUGUUUCGAUAGGAGAAGUACAAAAGAAUUAGACAUUGGCAAAGGCAUGCUGGGAGAAAUGACUUCCAGACUGGGAGCUGGUGGUAAGAAGAUAACUAAGCAAGAAAGGGAGGGGGCAGUUAUGGAGCAAAAACAGUAGUAUGUGAAUAUUCUACUUCACACCUGAAUUGAAUCACUUCCCAUUCCUUAGUUCAAUCAGUCUUAACCAUUUCAAUUCUAUGCCUACUGAUUUUUUCAUGCUAAUUGUAUAUAAAAAUGUAUUUAAUAUUUUUAUACAUGUAUACACACAUAUAUGCUCCCUGAGUAUCUACUAUAUACCUAUCAUGUUUUCUUUCUAAAUAUAGGUAAAUGAGUUAUAGAUCGAUAUAACCACAGGUAGAAUUUUGAACACCUGACAUAUACAAGAAUAUGUUUUAUAUCCACUACUUGUAUGAAUAAUGUUAUACUACAUUUGCCUUUAUUAUUUAUGAUCAUCACACUUCUAAUAAUCCCAACAAUGUAAGUAUUAUUGCCUCACUGUAGAGAGAAACAAAAUAUGUCUGAGCUCAGUUUACACCUUGUGCAAACUCAGAUUCCAUGUACGUGGCAUUCUUGUUUUUUUAAUAAACUAUUUCCGAGCUAGUAUCCACUUAUCCCCAAAUAUGAGCCCCACCCUGCUUCCACCUACUGUCUGAAUCACAUGCAAGGGAGACAAAACAGUUCACUUAGCCAAGGGGACUGUGAAUUAUAUGUAAGUAAAUUUUAGUACAUCUUAUCUAAGCCGCAGCAGCCUUCUAAGAACCUACUCUUCAUGGGAACAAGCCAGUCACGUGAGUUUUUACUUCAAAUAUUAGAACAGGAAAAAAUUGAAGAGAACCUACUUAUCCAUAACCACUUAUUAGUCAAAUACACCCUCUACUCCCUAAGGAUGUGUGUUUUGCUCCUUCCCUUUUCAGGCAAAGCAUAAAGAAAAUACUAAAUAAAUAAACAGCACGAAUUUGAUCAUUGAGGUCCUAAAAAUGUACCCAGCAUUUGUCAGUGGCCUUUACAUAAAUUUAUAUCAUUUAAUCCAAUGAAACUUCACUGAGAUGGGCAUUAUCAUUCUAUUUUAUUGAUGAAGAAAGCAAGACUUUUCUUAAAGACAUUAAAAGUUUCCUUAGAUUCCAGCUACUAUUAAAUUAAAAGAGUGGGAUUUUAAAUGAGCCUUUUCCAUUCUACUAAGCUAUUGAAACAAUUACAGCAAUGAUGAGGAUAAGGAAGGCAACGAUGCUCUUAGGGAGACAGUGGGAAGGAGUGGUUAUGAGCCUGACAUCUGCUACAAAUUUUCCAGAAACAAAACCCCAAUUAUGCCACUAAUGGAGGACAAACUUAAAUAAUCUUAAUCUUCAUAUGCUCAGUUCGCCUCCUAACAUGAGGGAAAAUAAUAUCACCUAGUUUAUGGACUGUGGAGACUGACUGUAUAGAUAGAUUGAUAGGUAUAUGAUAGAUACCUAGUGUCUGUAUCCCCUUAUCAGUGUGUGUGCUACUAUUAACAUAUAUACACUUUGACAGUUUUUCCUUAUUUCCAGGCCCAUUUCAUUUCACAUGUCACUACAUCUCAAAUAGCUUUCUUAGACCCCCCACUUUACAACCAUGUGCUAGCCUUAUCACUGGGGCUUAUUGUUGGUUCAGCAUUCCAAGACUGUCCAGCAUGUACUCUUCCUAAGAGAUUCUCAUGUGCUUCCUGGGAUUCUGGUCUUUUUCAUGACUAGUUCUUUGAGGACCGAGACUUUCUUUUGAUUGAUGUCUUCAAAGCAUGCUAAAAUCAACUUAAAUGAGCAUCAGUUGCCACCCUCAUGCAGUCUCUGAUUGUACAUCAUAUUCCUAUUAGACUUCACAGUGUGUAAAUCUGUGUUUUAGAAAGAUAGUCUUGAUCCUUCCUUUCUGAGAGUAAUAAUGGCUGUUUCAUAUUUAAGGCUUUGUCCACAUUGGAUUAUCUACUAUUAUGUAUCUCUGUAACAAAACAAUAGCUGGAAAUAAAAACUGGAAAAUAAGUAGUCUGACUAGUGUUUGAUAUUCUAAUUGUAGUUCAAGUGACUUUUUACUGAUUUCUGGCCUUUCAUUAAUGCCCAUACUAAAAUUUAGUAGAGGAGAAGGUACUGCUUAUCACCUUGUGCUUCUCAUGACUCUGCAGCCUAAAUUUCCUCCACCACUGUAGUCAGAUUCUCCAUUUAAUGCUUACAUCUACCUGUAGAGUGAUAUUGUGCCUAUUGGGGAUACCAAGCUUCACAGUU
Molecule: messenger RNA, 5626 nt
Organism: Sciurus carolinensis (gray squirrel)
Lineage: Eukaryota; Metazoa; Chordata; Mammalia; Rodentia; Sciuridae
Product: formin-2-like
Exons: 14
Biological process (GO): regulation of G protein-coupled receptor signaling pathway; G protein-coupled receptor signaling pathway
Source: RefSeq, a predicted model, not a curated record